This is a messenger RNA of Quercus robur (English oak), 1973 nucleotides long. Its product is annotated as suppressor of mec-8 and unc-52 protein homolog 2. The record is from RefSeq and is a predicted model, not a curated record. Gene Ontology annotation, biological process: mRNA splicing, via spliceosome. Gene Ontology annotation, cellular component: nucleus. Lineage: Eukaryota; Viridiplantae; Streptophyta; Magnoliopsida; Fagales; Fagaceae. The transcript is spliced from 10 exons. Bases 140 to 1864 code for a protein of 574 amino acids.
AGUUGGUUCUCAAAUAGUAAUGCAAAUCGCAACCGGGAAAAAAAAAAGAACUAGGCUUUAUCAUCAGCUACCAGAAAUAAUUUAAAACCCUAGAUUUUAUCAUCAGCUACCAGAAAUAAUUUUAUGAUUCGCAAUCAAAAUGACAUCUGCUUCAAAGAAACAUUAUAAGGAGAAAGUCGUUCGUCGCAGAGAGGAGAAACAAGAAGAAGCGGAUGGACCCAAAUAUAGAGACCGUGCAAAGGAGCGUAGGGAGGACCAAAAUCCAGACUAUGAAGCCACCGAAUUGGGUUCUUUUCAUGCUGUGGCUCCUCCUGGAACUGUUGAUAUUCGCGCCGCCGAUGCACACAAGCUAUCUAUUGAGAAGAGCAAGUACCUUGGAGGUGAUGUGGAGCACACCCAUUUGGUCAAAGGUUUGGAUUAUGCUUUGCUCAACAAAGUAAGAAGCGAGAUUGACAAGAAGCCUGAUGGUGGAGAUGAUAUCGAUGGAAAGUCUAGGUCAUCUAAGGAGGAUCAACACAUGUCCAUUCGGACUCCGACUGCAAAGUCAGUGUAUAAAUGGAUAGUCAAGCCUCAAACUAAUAACAAAUCGAAUGAGAUGUUCCUUCUGGGUCGAAUGGCCUUUAUUUUUAACAUGGAGGGUGGAUACUCCAACGAGAUUCCAACAACCUUGCAUAGGAGUAAAGCUGAUUGUCCAGUGCCCGAGGAAAUGGUUACUGUGAGUGUCGAUGGCUCUGUGCUGGAUCGAAUAGCUAAGAUUAUGUCAUAUCUUCGUCUUGGCUCUUCUGGGAAGGUUCUUAAGAAGAAGAAAAAGGAGAGAGAUGUAAAAGUAAAAAUUUUAGCUGCUGGUAAUGAAUAUGAUGAAGAGGAUAAGCCAUCAAAGCCUAAUGGUGGGAUGUCAAAGAACCCAACUGAAAGCGAGCUUCUUCCGCCACCUCCACCUCCACCUCCACCUCCUCUAAGGAAAAAUCAUCUUGAUUCAAGAGAGAAACAAGGCCCAGCAGUUGCUAGAGCAGAAGAUGAUGACAUAUUUGUUGGCGAAGGCGUUGACUAUGCUAUUCCUGGUAAAGAUUUGAGCCAGAGCCCCCUCUCAGAGGACAUGGAAGAGUCUCCUCGAAAUAAGGAAAAGCCUUCCUAUUUCACUGAACCUGCUUAUGGUCCAGUCCAACCCUCUGGGCUGCCUCAGGAAUGGCAAGGAACGAAUGGAUAUGAUGCGAUGCAAGCACAAGCGAUGGCUGCUGGCUACCAGGGGGAGUGGCAGGAUUACCAAUAUGCUGAACAACUGGCUUACCCUGAUCAAUACUUCCAGCAAAAUAUGCAGGCUUAUGAAGUGGAAGGAGAUUUAAAUAUUGUACAAGAUCCACGCUUUAUGACUCAAGAAGAGAAGGACCGGGGCUUAGGGUCUGUUUUUAAGCGGGAUGAUCAGAGACUUCAACAAUUGAGGGAGAAAGAUUCUCGAGAAAAGGAUCCUAACUUCAUUUCUGAGAGUUAUUCUGAAUGCUAUCCAGGGUAUCAAGAGUAUAACCGUGAGAUUGUGGACAGUGAUGAUGAAGAUGACCUAUCAAAAAUGGAUAUGGGUGGACGAGCAAAGGGCCGUCUUCAUCGGUGGGACUUUGAGACAGAGGAGGAAUGGGCAACUUACAAUGAGCAGAAAGAAGCAAUGCCAAAAGCUGCAUUUCAGUUUGGUGUGAAGAUGCAAGAUGGUCGAAAGACACGGAAACAAAACAGGGACCAGAAGCUCAAUAAUGAGCUGCACCAGAUUAACAAGAUACUUACCAGAAAGAAGAUGGAGAAGGAGAUGAAUUCUGGUGAGGGUGGCAACCACUAUGAAGAUGACCUACAACCUGGAAAGAAGCUUCGAAUAUGAAAUUUGAUAGUUGUUCUAGUGUUUAAGAGAAGUUUUCUUUUGUAAUCUGAAAUUGGUGAUACUCUUAAUUUUAUUUUAUUUUUUAAUACAAAUACAAUGGGCUUUCAUA